AUGGCGGCGGACCUACAACCCGAGUGGAUUUCGUGCCUCCCGUCUUCCUGGAGUUAUGGGGUUACUCGUGAUGGACGGGUCUUCUUCAUUAACGAAGAAGCCAAGAGUACAACCUGGCUGCAUCCAGUGAGUGGCGAGGCGGUAAUAACCGGGCACAGGAAAACUCCAGACCUACCGACUGGAUGGGAAGAAGGAUUUACUUUCGAGGGUGCGCGAUGUUUUAUCAAUCACAAUGAGCGGAAGGUGACCUGCAAGCAUCCUGUCUCAAGCCAACCCUCCCAAGACAAUUGCAUCUUUGUCGUCAACGAACAAUCUGCUUCCAAAGUGCCGUCGAAUGAGAAGAAGGACCAGCCACUGAGCACCAUGAGCGAGGCCUCCAACUACACGGGCGGCUCGGACUACGCCGCAAACCCCAACAGUCCAGCAGGAAGACCUUCAAGGCCUUCCAAAAAAAUCCACAACUUUGGGAAGAGAUCCAACUCCAUCAGGAGGAAUCCCAGCGCCCCGGUGAUCAAGAGGAACUGGCUUUACAAACAGGACAGCACGGGGAUGAAGCUGUGGAAGAAGAGGUGGUUUGUGCUGUCGGACCUCUGCCUGUUCUACUACAGAGAUGAAAAAGAGGAGGGGAUAUUAGGCAGCAUCCUCCUGCCGAGCUUUCGUGUUUCCAUGUUGUCGGUGGAUGAUCACAUCAACAGAAAAUAUGCCUUCAAGGCGACGCAUCCCAACAUGCGGACAUACUAUUUUUGCUCCGACACCGCCAAAGAGAUGGAGUCUUGGAUGAAAGUCAUGACAGAUGCAGCUCUUGUGCAUUCAGAGCCGGUCAAAAGCAGGUUGGACAAGCUAAUAGUGGAGCAGUGCGGACCCCAAGAGAUCAACAAUAUAGCCAACCACAGGCCGCCCCUCACACAGCCUGAGAUCCACAACAAUGAACUCAACCGCGAGGCUGACCGUGAGCACCCUGCAACGCCCACCCCCUCCGCCGCAGCAGACGAAGAGAAGAAGCAGUGCGACGCAGAGCGCUACGGCUUCCAGAAGGACGGGGCGGAGCGGGAGCGUCCUCUCACCAAGAUCAACAGCCUCAAGCUGCAGCCGGCCCAGGCGGCGGCUGUCAAAGCUAACAUCGCCGCGCCGCAGACUCCCACAGAAGUAGACGGGUCGCACCGCAGCCCGCAGGUCAACGGAUCCGCUGAGCACUCUCCAGCUGAUAGGACCGGACCCCCCCCUCAGCAGUAUACCCCCCAGGACCCAGACCGCAGCCUGAACAGAACCAGCUCCAUGCAGCAGCUCGAGCAGUGGGUCCGCACACAGCGGGGACGCAGCCAGGAUGACGACACCCGGAGCGUUACGUCAUACCAGACGCUGCCCAGAAACAUGCCAAGCCAUCGGGUUCCUUACAUGCCUCAUUAUGGCGACGGCUACUGCAGUAUGCCCAGGAAUAGCAUGGCGCAGCGGGACAGCAUCUGCAGCAUGUCGCCCUCUCUGUACGAGCAGGCCCUGGGGCCCUCACCCGGGGACAGGCGCGGCUCCAUGCGGGACGACACCAUGUGGCAGCUAUUCGAGUGGCAGCAGAGGCAGGCCUACACCAGGCCGCCGGCGCUCUACAGCAACAUGGCCAGUCCCAAAACCAUGAUCAACCUGUCGGAGCACACUGCACCGAGCCACUCCAUCCCCCCCUCGCCCUCCCACGGGUCGCUGUCGAUGUACGGCGGCUACUCGCCCAUGAGAUCCUACAACAUGAACAGCGCUCGCUCAGAGGUUUCCUCUCCCAUCUACAGAGGAGACAUGAGCAUCGACAGACGCCAGAGGCCCCAGCCCAACAAGUAUGCCUACCCCCCUGACAGGAGGUCCAUGCCUGCAGGGAUCCCAGUCCAGACUAUCACGGCCCAGUCUCUGCAAGGCAAAGCAUUAGGUCCAGACGACUACAGGGAGCGGGCCUACACACACAUGCCAGAAGAGGUGGACAUUGAUACCAAACUCAGCAGGUUGUGUGAGCAGGACAAACUGGUGAGGACACAGGAGGACAAACUCCAGCAGCUGUACAGAGAGAAGCACACCCUGGAGACCGCACUGCUUUCAGCCAGCCAGGAGAUAGAGAUGGGCUCCGAUAAUCCGGCCGGCCUGCAGAGUGUCAUCCAGCAGAGAGACCUGCUGCAGAACGGCCUGCUCAGCACCUGCAGAGAGCUCUCCAGAAUCACAGCAGAGUUGGAGCGGUCGUGGAGGGAUAAUGAUAAGCUGGAAGCAGAUGUGACUCUAGCUAAGAACAACCUCCUGGAGCAGCUCGAAGCACUGGGAAGCCCUCAGACGGAGCCUCCCAGCCAGCAGCAUGUGAGCAUCCAGAAAGAGUUGUGGAGGAUUCAAGAUGUGAUGGAGGCCCUCAGCAAUCAUAGAGCUCAGAGAAAUGCUGAGGGGGUGAACUUGUACGGCUCGCAGAACAACUUCAGCAAGCACAAAAAUGAGGAGGAGGACUCGGUACCCCCACGGCCACCCCUACCCCAGUCCUAUGAGCCCAACCCCCCCAACAUGCCCUGUCAUACUGGUGUGCGUCCUUCAACUCUGCACCGGCCGGAGGACAGGAAGGCCAACCACAGGAACGGCACGCACAGCGGCCCGGACUACAGGCUGUAUAAGAGUGAACCUGAGCUCACCACAGUGGCGGAGGUGGAUGAGAGCAACGGAGAGGACCGAUCCGAGCACGCUGAUAGAGAACAUUCUGGAAACAAAGGCAUGUCCUAUCCAGUGGGUAUUGUCCCCCCCAGGACCAGAUCCCCGGUGACUGAAUCUUCUUCAAUACCUUCAUAUGUCACCUUAAGGAAGAGCAAGAGGCCUGACCCCAGGACGCAGGAGCGCCCUCACAGCGCGGUGGAGCAGCAGCUGUGUGCAGGGGAGAGCGGCCGGCCCAGGAUGAGCGUGGAGGAGCAGCUGGAGAGGAUCCGCCGCCACCAGCAGGGCACCCUCCGGGGGAAAAAGAAAGGCCACCACAUCAGGGGGGGCAGCCAGGAGCCCGCUCGCAGUCACUCGUUUACUAAAGACAACCAUUUUCGCAGCACGCAGUCCCAACAGAGGCGUAGAGAGGAUGUGAUGAGCUUUGACAUCGAGGAGCUGGAGGCCUCUAUGAGGCAGCAGGAGCUGGUGCAGGAGCAGGAGACACCGGCCGAGGAGAUCGCCCGGCUCAAAGAAGCCUCGCAGGCUGACCACUUAAAUAUGGACCGGGAGCUUUCAGUGCCUGACAAAGUGCUGAUUCCUGAGCGUUAUGUGGAGUCAGACCCCGAGGAGCCUCUGAGCCCUGAGCAGGAGGCUGAUAAGCAGAGGAAAGUUGAUCGCAUCAAAGCCCUCAUAGCCAAAAACAGUAUGCAGAAUGUGCUGCCGAGUUUGGCUCUAAGCCCCGAGGAGGAGACUGAAGUGGAGGUUACAGUGCAGGAGAAAGAGAAGAUGAUUAAUAUCUCCUACGAGCUGGCAGCAGAGGCCUCCAAACGCAGCAAGCUGGUAGCAGUGAAAAGCCUGUCGCCCUCCUCCCCAUCCCUACCACAGUCUCCUAACACACCCCAACUCACUGAUGGCUCUCACUUCAUGUGUGUGUAGUGGCACCACACAGGCCCUGGCCUCAGUGAAAACAUACACAUGAAGGAAACAGCAGUGGAGGUGUAACAGGUUCCCCCGAAGACUUCCCCAUCAGCACAAGGCCACGGCCUACAGAGAGUGAAACGGCACACUCCGGACUUCUGUAUGCUCACUGUGACGUCUUAAGCUCUUACGCCACCAACAACAUUUUCUCUGUGACAUUUUCUCUGUUUUUUUGCCUUUUUUUUGGGGGGCGCCACCCAUGACAGCUGUGAUUCUGUUCUUGUUGCAGUUAGUUUUUCAGUUUUUACAAGGCUUUUACGGUUGUUUUUAUUAUUUAUAUGGUUUUAUUAGGUUCUUGUUUGAAAGGGCCAACGUCUGUCUGUGUAUAUAUGAGGCCAGCAGACUGAAAGCCUGUGGAAAAAGUGUUACGCCACAUUUUCAGUCACGUUUCACCACCUGUCCUACAAGGUUUCAAAAACAUUUUCACACCAUUUUAGCUCAUUUAGAUCUUUUAUAAGUCACUCAGUUUGUUUUUCAGACAUUGGUCACUACCCAACAUUCAUAUUUAUCCGUUUAUUGUAAAGAACAUGUGUUGAUACUAAAGAUGACUUUAUAAGAGAUGUAGAUCCCUCCGUUAUAAUCAAAGGAGGAGCCACUUUAUUGCUGCAGACAAAGAUUAUUUGUAGGUUUCCUGUUUCUGGGUUGUAAUUAUUUAAAAAGGGAUCUUGUGCAGUCCCUGUCGCGUUGUUGCCGACGAGUAUGUGAAUGUUUAAGUCACUCUAUACUGUCUUUUUUUAUUGCUGAGAGAUAUAUUUAAACUGAGAGAAGGCAAUAAGAGUUUGGUUCUAUUUUAAGAAAUGUUGUUUUGAAGUCUUGGAACUAAAAGAAAAGAUUAGCACAUGUGAAAAGCAAUAAACAGAAAACGUUUGUGGAUCACACGUGUGUGUGUGUGUGUGUGCGUGUGUGUGUGUGUAAAAAGUGUAAUUAUCAGAGGUUCACUAUGUAUAUAAUGUACAUGGUAUAGCAGGAUGGAAAGAUGUAUCCAACAUAUGGUUACAUACUAGAUCUGAUUUGAAAAUGUUCAUAUUCCAUCUGUUUUAUAUCAUAUUGAAUAAAUGUUGCUGUUCUUAACAAGCGGUUGCAUUUUGUUAUUUACCACACCUGUAGUGGACGAGCUGGUAAUAAAGCUACUACGAGAAUCAGUUUAUAUAAAUGUAAUAAAAGAGUACAAACUCA
This is a messenger RNA of Eleginops maclovinus (Patagonian blennie), 4797 nucleotides long. RefSeq names its product pleckstrin homology domain-containing family A member 5-like. Gene Ontology annotation, cellular component: cytosol. NCBI's taxonomy places the organism in Eukaryota, Metazoa, Chordata, Actinopteri, Perciformes, Eleginopidae. The coding region runs from base 1 to 3579 and encodes 1192 amino acids. The transcript has 26 exons. Gene Ontology annotation, molecular function: phosphatidylinositol-4-phosphate binding; protein binding; phosphatidylinositol-5-phosphate binding. The record is from RefSeq and is a predicted model, not a curated record.